Molecule: messenger RNA, 1207 nt
Organism: Medicago truncatula (barrel medic)
Lineage: Eukaryota; Viridiplantae; Streptophyta; Magnoliopsida; Fabales; Fabaceae
Product: F-box/LRR-repeat protein At3g48880
Exons: 2
Coding region: 69-1016 (315 amino acids)
Molecular function (GO): protein binding
Source: RefSeq, a predicted model, not a curated record
GGCAUUAUAUAAUCACCAACACAUAAACUCGCUUCUUGGGCGCCGUACGAUUCAGAAAACUUGAUACAAUGGAAGUUGCAAAAAGGGGUACAAUGGAAAACAACAUGGUGAUUUGGAAUCUUCUUAUGAAAAAUCAUGAAGACGUUUUGAUUGAGAUUUUCAAGCGCUUAGAUAUCUUUGAAUCACCUUCAUCUGUUCGUCGUUUUUGUGAGACAUGGGGGAGAGCUAGCAGCAACCAAUCGUUUUGGCAAACACUUGAUUUCUCCAUGUUGAGAUCUGAUUUUAUCAAGAGCACUGCUCCGCCAUAUGUUUGGGUCAAUUCCAACUUCGACAACACUUUAUACAAUUUGUUGUUUAUUUCAUUGAAUCCCAGCCAAGGGAAUAUCAAGACUUUGAUUUUCCAUUACUACUUGUAUCUCACCAAUGAUCAAUUCUUGUACACAGCUAAAAGGUGUCCACUUCUAAGACGAUUAGUCUUCGUAUCUUGGAACAGAAUCAACAAAGUGGUAAUGCGAAAGGCUAUUAAAGGAUGGAAAGAUCUAGAGUCAAUGACAAUGCCUACCAUAGAAUAUCCAAAUUAUAUUUUUCAAGAAAUUUCAAGGAGUUGCAAGAAAUUCAGAGAACUCAAGGUUAUGGGACGUUUAAAUUUGCAAUUUGCUUCAUCUCUCACAAUAAAUCUUCCAAACUUAAGAGUAUUGAGUAUUCGAUGUUCAGGGUUGGUGAAAGAAGCUCUCAUCUUAAUUUUAGAUAGAUUACAAUAUUUAGAAGUGCUAAAUAUUUCACAUUCUUGUUUUGUGGAGCCUUUUCCAGAUAGUGAGGAAGGAUAUAGGUUUAUCAGUGAUGUUGACACUGACAUUAUUAGCAAGAAGGCUUCUAAGUUGCGUGAAUUUCACACAUGCAUGAAAGAAUCAUGCAUCAUGUGUCAUCGAACAAGAGUUGAUUGUGGGCUUCCUAGGUGGUUUAGGUAUGAGGAAGGGAUUUGGAAACAUGAUGAAGUUAGCUCUCUUGCACUCUGAGAAGAUAAUACUGUAUUUGAUUUGUUAAUUAUUUGUGAUAUUUUACUCUUGUCGGCAAUUAGUAGUUUUCUUUUUGCUCGUGAGUUUGACUCAGUUGGUAAGGACAAUGCAUUAAUAUAUGUAAGGGUCCAGAGCUCAAACCCCGGCUACCACAAAAAAAAAAAAUAGUAGUUUUAUUUUCACCACAAAAA